AUGCCCCAAAGACAAGGCUUGCAGAAUCACACAGCCGGACAUGGAUUUCUUCUUCUGGGAUUUUCUGACCAUGCCAACCUGCAAGACUUGCACUUCACAGUCUUCCUGUUCAUCUAUCUCAUGGUCCUCGUAGGGAAUGGCCUCAUCGUGCUCAUCACUGGGGUAGACCCAAGCCUCCACAGCCCCAUGUAUUUCUUCCUGAGGAACUUAUCCUUCCUGGAAAUCUGCUAUACAUCAAUCACUCUGCCAAAAAUGCUGCUGGCUUUCCUGACGGAAGAUGGCUGGAUCUCUUUCCUUGGCUGUGCUGCCCAGCUGUAUUUCCUGGUUUUGCUGGGAAGCACCGAAAGCCUUCUCCUGGCUGCCACGGCCUACGAUCGCUAUGUAGCCAUCUGUGACCCCCUGCACUAUACCCUCAUCAUGAAUGGGGGGCUCUGUGUCAGACUAGUAGUGGGGUCAUGGGUGGCUGUCAUACCAGUACAAGUAGGGCAGACUUACCAGGUGUUCACUUUGCCCUUCUGUGCAUCCCGUGACCUUCAUCACUUCUUCUGUGAUGUGCCCCCUCUGUUGGAACUGGCCUGUGCAGACACUUUCUGGAAUCAAGUGAUGCUACACACCAUUAUCCUGGUAUUUGCAGUCCUUCCCUUUUCCUUGAUAGUUUUUUCUUACACUCAAAUUGUCAGGGCUAUGCUGAAAAUGCCUUCAGUUCUGGGCAGACACAAAGCCUUUUCCACCUGCUCCUCACACCUUGGGGUGGUGACUCUCUUCUACGGCUCGGCCAUGGUUGUGUACUUCAAACGACGGUCAACUGACUCUGCAGAUACUGACAAAUACCUUGCCCUGUCUUACACAAUUGUGACCCCCAUGCUUAACCCUGUCAUCUAUAGCCUAAAGAAUAAGGAAGUGAGACUUGCCCUGAAGAGACUCCUGUUGAGAAAGUGA
Messenger RNA from Gavia stellata (red-throated loon), 939 nucleotides. RefSeq names its product olfactory receptor 10AG1-like. Bases 1 to 939 code for a protein of 312 amino acids. The transcript has a single exon. Gene Ontology annotation, biological process: G protein-coupled receptor signaling pathway. Gene Ontology annotation, cellular component: membrane. Lineage: Eukaryota; Metazoa; Chordata; Aves; Gaviiformes; Gaviidae. The record is from RefSeq and is a predicted model, not a curated record. Gene Ontology annotation, molecular function: G protein-coupled receptor activity; olfactory receptor activity.